Paraglomus occultum is the source of this 573-nucleotide messenger RNA. Lineage: Eukaryota; Fungi; Glomeromycota; Glomeromycetes; Paraglomerales; Paraglomeraceae. The record is from the annotation of a GenBank genome assembly.
GAUAGAUUGGAUGAAAUAUACAAUAUAGGAACUUGCUUGACUGUAACAGAGUUUGAGAAAUCAUGGUUCAAAAUAGGCUUGGCACCAGAGACCUUGCGACGGACUAACCUUGGGGAGUUGAAAGUGGGUGAUAAAGUAAAUCUCGAGCGUGCUGUUUCGGCAGGCAUAAGAUUUGGUGGUCAUUUCGUGCAGGGUCAUGUCGAUACAACAGCAACGAUAACCUCCAAAACUCCCGAUGGCAACUCACUCUAUAUCAAACUGACGUUGACAGAUCCAUCGUAUAUAAAGUACAUAAUUCCCAAAGGAUACAUAUCAAUUGACGGAACUUCCCUUACGAUUAUCGAUGUCAACGAUGCCGAGGCAUGGUUUACGAUUAUGUUGGUCGCGUACACUCAGGAACACGUUAUAUUCCCGUUAAAGAAAAUAGGAGAUAAGGUUAACAUUGAAGUUGACAUGUUGGGCAAAUAUGUCGAAAAAAUCGUCAGUGGAAUGCUUAAAGGCGAUGGCGACGGCGCAGAUGGAUAUCUGGAAAAUAUUGUAAAGAAAUAUAUGGACUCUAGAGGAAAGACCUAG